This is a messenger RNA of Exophiala bonariae, 555 nucleotides long. RefSeq lists its product as uncharacterized. NCBI's taxonomy places the organism in Eukaryota, Fungi, Ascomycota, Eurotiomycetes, Chaetothyriales, Herpotrichiellaceae. The record is from RefSeq and is a predicted model, not a curated record. Bases 1 to 555 code for a protein of 184 amino acids. The transcript has a single exon.
AUGCCAUCUUCGUUGCAACAAGAUCCAAAGACAUACUGUAUCGAUCAUUUCGGCCAUCGCUUUGAUCCUAUUGCAACAGAACCUUUGAGCACCCGUGCUUGGAUCUUACAGGAGCGAGUGUUAUCACCUAAAACAAUCCAUUAUGCAAAUAGCGAGAUGUUCUGGGAACGUCAAACUGGCAUAUUCGCUGAAGACGGUGCUAUGUUUCAGAGACAAUCUGUUGGAUUUUCUGACUUGCUCGAAGCAAAACCACCAAAUAUCUACAGUAUCUGGGAACAACUUGUCGAAGAAUACACAGGUCGACGUCUUACGAGGGAAACUGACAAAUUACCCGCCCUAUCUGGUAUGGCAAAAAUUUUAGCAUCUGCUAACCACGAUGAAUACGUCGCAGGACUUUGGCAGAAUUGGAUCAUUCAAGGCUUAAAUUGGAAAGUAUCAACGUAUGAACCUUAUACUAGAAAAAAUGGCGGCGACGACGACGACGACGAUGACAACAAUGACAACAAUAUAGAGGAAGACAAUCAUGAGAUAGACCUUUUUAGUGUCGUAGUAUAA